CUUUGCUAGCUACAUUUAUACUAAUCUGUGGUGUUAUCAUAGCGUUGUCAAAUGUCUAAUAUUUUAUCAUUGAUAAUUUUUUAUCAAUAGACAAAAUGGCUCAAGAGUUAAAGGAUUUAUGUCAGCUAUUAUUUCCCGAUUCAUCGACGGAAAAUGCUGAAUAUUUUAAUGAUAUAACGGAUUAUAUAAAGAAAUUAGGAUCACAAAAUUGGGAACACGUGAGACAUGAGCCUGAAAGAUUAAAUGAAGAAAUGAAACACCUCACUGAGCAAACGCAGGAUCUAGCUUUUACUAAUUAUAAAACCUUUGUGGAAACUGCUGAUAUUUCGAGGACUGUUAUGAAGGAUUUGGUAAAAUCGAAGGAGUCACUAGCAGUUUUAUUAAGUUCAACACCUGACUUUGUGCAGCAGUGUGAGAAUUUUUCACAAGUAGCGGGUAAUAUUGUUCAAGAAAAAAGGAGAUAUAGUAGCAUAAGGAAUCAAAGUGAUAAGUUGUUGGAAUUAUUAGAGCUUCCAUCUUUGAUGCGUGAAGCACUCAAUGCCGAAGACUAUGAAAGUGCAUUGGAUAUUUUUGCUUUUAUACGUAAUCUGUCAAAGAGGUAUUCUGAAAUACCCAUAGUACAGAGCACCACUAGCGAAAUCAUGAUGUUGUGGUUUGAAACACUUUAUCAUUUAUUUAAUCAACUUCAUUAUGAUUUACCUUUACCCCAAUGCUUGCAGAUUUUAGGUUACUUAAGAAGAGCUAAUACUGUAUUUAAGUCGACUGAAGAUGAGAAUAGGACAUCUAUAGGCAGUAAUAAAACAAGUAAUGUAAAUUCUGAUGGACUACAUUUACAUUUUCUUAAAGCGAGAAAUGCAUGGUUUGAUAAAGCACUCGAGGAUGCAAGAAAUACAGAAGCACCAGAAAAGUUAUUGCGGAAAAUAGUGGAACUGCAUAGAGUUCAUUUAUUUAAUGUUAUAACUCAACACAAGUCUAUCUUUUUGUCUGAUACUCAGGAGACAAAAGUUAGAGAUGAUGAGUUAAGUGGCACUAGCGCUUUAUCAUGUUGGCUAAAGCAAAAGGUGGAAAAUUUGUGCCAAAUAUUAAACCAAGAUCUUUGGAGGGAAGAUGAAUCAAGCUUUGAAUCCUUAUUGAAUCAGUGCAUGUAUCUGUGUCUUUCUUUUGGAAGAGUUGGCGCAGAUUUAAGAUGUGUUCUUACCCCUCUAUUUCGUAACAAUAUUUUAAUGCAAUUUAAUAAUGGAGUAGACAAAGUUGACAUACAAUUUGAAAAUCAAAUAAAAUCUUAUAAAGUACCUAGUAUAAAAAAUGUCCCCAGACCGGCCAACGAAAAUAUGCCUUCAGGGCCACCUGAAAAUUUGCUAGACUACUAUCCCUUAGCAGAAUAUUGUAAUGGAUUGCUUACUGUUUUAAAUUCUCUCCGCUUGACAGCUCCAUUGAAUGUUGUUAAGAAUGUUUACAGAGAUUUUAGAAAAUCGUUUGACAAAGCUGCACAGAUAUUAUUGGCAUUUUAUCACAGAGAACAACAAGCUUUUACUGAGAUAGAGAGGCAAAAUUUUGUAUCUUUAUGUAUUUGUUUCACUGAAGAUUUGGUGCCUUAUAUUGCAAAAUGUCUGACGCAAUCAUUUCCAUCAACACACAUAGCAGAAUUGUUAGGAAUUACACUGACUGUUUUACAAGAAAGUAAAAUAUUAUAUUUAGAUCAAGUCGAGAUUUGUAAACCAUUAAAUAGUAUUACAGGACUUGUGAUAAGCUAAGCAUAUUCUUUAUUAUGUUACUUUAUUAAAUAUGAAAAAAUU
Messenger RNA from Melitaea cinxia (Glanville fritillary), 1796 nucleotides. RefSeq names its product conserved oligomeric Golgi complex subunit 8 (gene Cog8). The record is from RefSeq and is a predicted model, not a curated record. Gene Ontology annotation, biological process: intra-Golgi vesicle-mediated transport. The coding region runs from base 96 to 1754 and encodes 552 amino acids. The transcript is spliced from 8 exons. Gene Ontology annotation, cellular component: COG complex. NCBI's taxonomy places the organism in Eukaryota, Metazoa, Arthropoda, Insecta, Lepidoptera, Nymphalidae.